Messenger RNA from Perca fluviatilis (European perch), 8256 nucleotides. RefSeq names its product ATPase family AAA domain containing 2B (gene atad2b). Gene Ontology annotation, cellular component: nucleus. Gene Ontology annotation, biological process: positive regulation of transcription by RNA polymerase II. Gene Ontology annotation, molecular function: chromatin binding; histone binding; ATP binding. Lineage: Eukaryota; Metazoa; Chordata; Actinopteri; Perciformes; Percidae. The record is from RefSeq and is a predicted model, not a curated record.
AGGGGGAGGGAGGGAGAGAGAGAUAGACAGGGAGAGAAAUGGCGCCUCGAUGCUGCGCUCACUGAGGCAGUGUUUGGAGCUGGCUAGGGAGAUUCAGUAAGGGCAGACAAAAGGAAAAAACAUGGUGAACACAAGGAAAAGCUCACGGUCGGGGAGCGGUCCCUUCAUCUCCUCGAGGACUAGAUCGUCGUCGAGAAACGAGCGAAACUCUGAUGAACAUAAAGAGCCCAGUAGUGAUGUGAGCAGUCCAAGCAGUCCGCGGCUGGCUCCCCCUUCCAAGCGCAUGCGGCGCCAGACUGCCUCCGAGCCCAGCUCCAGUGAUACCUCCCCAUCCCCUCAGACCAAGGGCCAGAGGGUCAGCUGGGAAAUUCCCACCUACCACACCAGGUUGUCCUCUCGCAUAAUGCAAAAUGGACACGCCCAUAUGAGUCACCGGAACGAAGAGAGUGGAGGGGGAGAUCACUCUCGCAUGAAUGGCCAUGUGGAGCUGAAGAGGAGCUGCCGGGUGAAGAAGAGCCAAUUUGAACACCUCAAUCAGAGCCUGCUGUUUGACCAGCUGGUCAACAGCACUGCUGAGGCGGUCCUUCAGGAGAUGGACAACAUCAGCAGCAUCAGGCAGAACCGUGAGGUGGAGCGACUUCGCAUGUGGACUAGAGACACUGAGGAGGAAAACAUGGACAUGUAUUCUCGGGUGAAGCGCAGAAAAUCCAUGCGCAGGGGCACUUUCAGCAUGCCCACACACCACAAAGUCAUGAGCAAGACGGAGCAGGAGGAUGAAGAGGAGGAAGGGACGGAAGAUUCUCACGGUGAGGAAGAGGAGGAUGCAGAGGAUGAAGACGACGAAGGGGAUGAAGCAGAAGAGGCGGGAGAGGAAAAUGACAGGCCGUACAAUCUGAGGCAGCGGAAGACGGUGCAGAGAUAUGAGGCACCACCUAUUGAGCCUGUGAAUAGAAAACAGAGCAACCCCUCACUUUUUGACACGCACAGAUCCCCAGCAAGAAGAAGCCAUAUAAGAGUGAAGAAACAUGCCAUUCACAGCAGUGACACCACCUCGUCUUCUGAUGAAGAGCGUUUUGAGCGGAGGAAAAGCAAAAGCAUGACCCGGGCCAGGAACAGAUGUUUGCCCAUGAACCUGGCGUCAGAAGACCUGGCUAGUGGGGUGCUGCGUGAUCGGGUGAAAGUGGGUGCCAGCUUGGCUGAUGUGGAUCCCAUGAACCUUGAUAGCUCAGUGAAAUUUGACAAUGUGGGUGGCCUCAGUAAUCACAUUCAGUCACUAAAGGAGAUGGUCGUGUUCCCACUGCUUUAUCCUGAGAUCUUUGAGAAGUUUAAGAUUCAGCCUCCCAGAGGGUGUUUGUUCUACGGCCCCCCGGGGACAGGAAAGACCCUGGUAGCACGGGCGCUUGCCAACGAGUGUAGCCAGGGAGACAGAAAAGUUUCCUUCUUCAUGAGGAAAGGAGCCGACUGCCUCAGCAAGUGGGUCGGCGAAUCAGAACGCCAGCUACGCCUGCUCUUUGACCAGGCUUACCUGAUGAGGCCAUCCAUCAUUUUCUUUGAUGAGAUUGAUGGUUUGGCUCCUGUUCGCUCCAGCAGGCAAGACCAGAUACACAGUUCUAUUGUGUCCACUCUGCUGGCCUUGAUGGACGGCUUGGACAGUCGUGGGGAGAUAGUGGUCAUUGGUGCUACAAACAGACUUGACUCUAUCGACCCAGCACUCAGGAGGCCUGGACGCUUUGACCGGGAGUUUCUGUUCAACCUGCCCGACAAGAAGGCCAGAAAGCACAUCUUGGAGAUUCACACACGGGACUGGAAUCCCAAAUUGGCUGAGCCAUUUGUAGAUGAACUUGCAGAAAAAUGUGUCGGCUACUGCGGUGCUGACAUCAAAGCACUUUGCACAGAGACAGCCUUGGCGGCGUUGCGCCGCCGCUACCCCCAGAUCUAUGGCAGCAGCGUCAAACUGAAGCUGGAUGUCGGCUCCAUCGUCCUGGGGCCCGGCGACUUCAGCAAGGCCAUGAGGACAAUCGUCCCUGCUUCCCAGAGGGCCCUGGCUCCCCCUGGCCGUGCCCUGUCCCCCACCCUCAGGCCCCUGCUGGCCAGCUCUUUCUCCUUGUUGCUGAAAGCUCUGCUCCGAGUCUUCCCCCACGCUCAGUGUACUGACAGGGACAACACACGCGGCUCCGACAAUCAACCGCUUGAAGAGGACGUGUACAGUGAUGAUGACAAUGAAGAACGCUCUGCUUCCAUCUAUGAAGUCCAGCCUGCUGCAUGCCCAAAGAGUCAGCACCCCUCUUCUGCAACGCACAGACCCUUCCUCCAUUUCUCCUCCUCUGCCCUCCAACAGCCGACAGCCUACCGGCCUCGUCUGUUGCUGACCGGGCCCCCGGGCUCAGGACAGAGUUCCCACUUGGCCCCUGCCUUGCUGCACCACCUGGACAAGCUGCCAGUGCACCUCCUGGAUUUGCCCACUCUCUACUCCGUCAGCGCUAAGACGCCAGAGGAGUCCUGUGCUCAGGUUUUCCGCGAGGCCCGCCGGAGCGUGCCCAGUGUGGUGUUCAUGCCACAUAUCUCAGAGUGGUGGGAGAUAGUGAGUGACACUGUGAAGAGCACCUUCCUCACCCUGCUGCACGAUGUGCCCUCUUUCAGCCCUGUCCUUAUCCUCGCCACUGCUGAGACCCACUACUCCCAGCUGUCGGACGAGGUGAGAAGUAUUUUCCAGAGGACCUACGGGGAGGUAGUGACGCUGUGCCCUCCAGGAGCAGAGGACAGGAGGAGCUUCUUCGCCGACCUGCUGUUGGUCCAAGCGGCCAGGGCUCUGCCACGCUUCAGGAAUAAGGAAAGGCGUGAAGAGGUACUGCCGAUGGCCGAGGCUCCAGGCCCCCGAGUCCUGUCGGCAGAGGAACAGCGCCGCCUGGCUGAGCAGGAGGAGAACACACUACGAGAGCUCAGGCUCUUUCUCAGGGACGUGACCAAGCGCCUGGCCACUGACAAACGCUUCAACAUCUUCAGCAAGCCAGUUGACAUUGAGGAGGUGUCCGACUACCUGGAGGUUAUUCGGCAGCCUAUGGACCUGUCCACUGUCAUGACCAAGAUUGACACCCUCCAGUACCUGACAGUGAAGGACUUCCUCAUGGACAUCGAUCUCAUCUGCAGUAAUGCGUUAGAAUACAACCCUGACAAGGAUCCCGGAGACAAGGUGAUCAGGCACCGAGCAUGCAGUUUAAAGGACACAGCCCAUGCUAUAUUUGCUGCCGAGCUGGACCCCGAGUUCGACCGCAUGUGUGAAGAGAUCAAGGAGGCACGCAGGAAGAGGGACCCCCAGGCGCCAGCUCAGCUGACGGCGCUGAUGGGCGCCGUGGCAACCAGAAAGCACCACACCGCAGGAGAGGAGCAGGCCAGGAGCAGCACUCAGGGCGAGGCCACGGACAAACGGUGCACCACUAAUCACAUAAAGCGGAAGAUUCGCCGGCGACCAUCUUGGGGGCGGGGCAUCAUCCGUAAGAAGAAGGUCUACAGGAAGGAAAUGGAAGAAGAAGAGGAGGAGGAGGAGGAGGAGGGGGAGGAGGGGGAGGAGGAGGAGGGGGCGGAGGUGGAAGCUGCAGGGCCCAGUGACUCAUGUGUGACACAAGAUGAGGAAUCCUCAUCUUGUGACAUCAUGGGUCCCCAGCCCAAUGGCCACCACCCCCACGUCCCCUCCACAGAGGAGGAGAGCUCUAACGAGCCCCCUGUUGCAGCUCCAGCAGAACCUCCAGAUGCCAGUAAAGCCCAAGAAGAGCCAACACCUAAGGAGGAGGAGCCCACAGCCAAAGAGGCAGAGCCUGAGAACACAGAGAAAUACAAUGAGCUGUUUUGGCUUGAUGGCAGUACUCAGCCCAUGGCUGACGGGGAUGGCCAGGCCAGGCAGGCUGACUUCCAGCCUUUGAUUGAAAUGUCCGAGUCUUUAGAUGCUGAGGUCCAGCCUAAGCACACAGAGGGUCUCCUAGUAUCACAAGCGGACUGUGUGAAUGGAAAUGCGUCAAUGGACAGCCUGGACUCGCAGAGCCUCAAAAGCAGCAGUGAGGCUGAGAAAAGGACUCCCCAGAGCCCGGCUGAAGGCUCUAAUGAACCAGAACAGGAAGAGCACAAAGACAAAAAUGAGAGCAAUCCAACUCAGGAGCCCCCUCCCCAGGAUGGCAGGGCAACAACAGAACAUGUUGAGGAAGAUCAAGAUACAGAAGGAGGUUCCACAGCCAAGACAUGCAAGGUGAGCCUGUCAGAGCAGCUGAAGGGAUCUGCUGAAUGGACAGAGGAAGAGCCACAACCAGUCCCUCCCCAUCCUCCCUUAGUGGUUGACCACCAGCGACUUUCGGCUCUCCUGGAUAUGGUGGUGAAGAAGAGUGAGGGCUACAGUGUGGAGCAGCUGGAGAGACUGUACUCCCUCCUCAGCCAGUGUAUCUACCAGCACCGCAGAGAGUACGAAAAGACCCAGCUACUGGAGGAGAUGGAGGAGCGAAUCCAGCAUUUCGAUACAUUCCUGUGAGAAUACCUAAUCAGGUAGAUCCUGAACAGCCUGGGACCACAAAGACACACAAACUGAGUGAGAGAGAGAGAGAGAGCGAGAGAGAGGGAAGGAGCUUCUGAGUCCAGCCCUCACCACAAAAACACACACACACAAAAAAAAAAAUAUCCAGCCCCCUUUUCUUGCUGAGAAGGGGACACAACGAGGACGACGUUGAGGACAGAGACAUUCAAUGGUGCUAUCGUCUCAGGAACCUGGCCAGAUCCAGACCCAUUCUACACAACCAAACUCCUGGAGGUGUGUCAGUCACACACUUACGCGCGCGCGCGCGCACACACACACACACACACACACACACACACACACACACACACACACACACACACACACACACACACACACACACACACACACACACACACACACACACACUCUAACGGUGACGGGCAACCCUGGUGCUACUCGGGUGCUAUCCUAACUUUUAUCCACGCUGCUCUUGGGAUUAUUUCUUAACUUGGAUGACUAGCAAAAUCUAACAGAUCGGGUGAUGUCAUAUCGCAACCUGGCCGCUUCUCUCCGGAGCAGGCCGUGCAUACACGCACCUUGACUCUUGGUUAUGCAUGUAUUUCUACCAACCCACACCCAGAAAUAUACACAUACAUACAUACACACACACACACACACACACACACACCCCCAGAUUCUUACCAGCAAAAGUGUGAAUGCAGAGUGCCGCUAGGAGAUGAGGACAGAUGUUCUGAAUCACUGAACCACAUUGCUGAGCCCAUCUUUCCCUCACGUUCGUCAUAGGCCAGUUAUUACCGUGCUAUUAUGCGGCUCAUUUUAUCUGCCACUUUAGCUCCAUGCUUUUUAUUCAAUAUCUGAGCCACCGUCAAGGAUACUCACCCGGAACAAUGGUUUACAACAAAGUUUUUAGCGUGAACACAAACUCGAUGAGGUUAGCACAGCAGGACCAGAGCCCAUGAUGUCCUCUUCAUUACAGCAGUCACCGGGUGUGGAGAGCUGUUAGCCCCCCCCUCAGCGGUUGUGUCCGAGUUACUGGUGAACGAGCGGCGCAGCGCGUGACUGUAGGUCAGUUGUACAACCACUACGCUCACAGACCACCUCUGGCGUUCAGUCUUAGCAGAUUGUCACGUCCUAAAUCGUUUGUGGUAGCUAACCCCUCCCCUCCUCACUACAUUCACAGUCUGAAUGUUUUCCCUCCCCACUCAAGCUGUGCUCGCCAGUAGAUUUUUUUUUUUUUCUCCUAAAGACACCCCAGCGGAGGAACUGGAAGCAGUACAAAUUUGAAUGCGUGUAGAGUUUGCACUGCCUAGUGUGUGCCUUAUUUCAAACCUCAAAUGAAACGCUGAUAUAUAUAUUCAGCAGGAUUUUUUAUUUACUACUUGUGACAAUGAACAGGCUCCAAGUUGGGGUGGGCCCUAACCACUGAGGUCACGGUUACCUUAAAGCAAAAUAUAUAUACAGUAUAUAUAUAUAUAUGUGUAUAUAUAUAAAUUUAAUUUUAACCUUAGACAUACCUAGGUUAUCUCCAACCUGGGCCAAAAAAACUAAUUGACGAUAAAAGGUGUUCUAUACAGAUAAUACUUACCCUGUGUGGCUGUGUCAGUGUUGUGGCCAGAUGCAUCUCAAGCACUCGAAAUGUUUUGAUUUUUAAAUCUAUCCAUGCCCCGUUAAAACCCAGACCUGUUGGGGGAGGUCAGCCUCCACCUGAGCAGACAGCAGGUGUAUGAAGAGGUUGACGACACCAGCUUUUCUUCACUUUUCCCAUAUAUGCAAAACCAGAACAUUAUCAUGCGAGUCAAACGAUUUACCAUGCCAAGUGUUAUCCCACUCCCUAAUAAAAAGGUGCUGACAUGACGGUGCCCGUUCACAGGAAUUCUGUUUCAGCUAUGAAAAUGUUCUAUUAGACGGUCAUAACAACCUAUCUGUUAUGUUGUGAAUUUGCUAAUUAUUUUGUACGGGUUGUUUUUUUGUUGUUGUUUUUUCUUUGUACACAAAUGCUUUGCUUGAGUUGAUAUUUUGCAUGGGUUGUGAAUCCAUAAUGAACAAGGCCAUUCUAGGCAGUGCCCGUCACUAAGGUGUGUAAAGCAUUACAUGAUUUCUCUUUUUCUUUUCUUCUCCUCCUUUUUUUAAAAUUUUUUUUAUAAAUGAGUGUAUCGACUUUAUGGAUUUAUUUCAUCUGUUUUUCUCAACGCAAGACAAGAGAAGCUGGAUUCUCAUCUGAGGCCGACACAGUGAAGUUUUCUGACUGCAGUAAAUAAAGGGGUUUACUGAAGCUUUAUGACGUUUUCAUGGCAUUGUCAUGGUUUUGGAGAUGCCAUAUUUUGAGCUAGUUUGUACUGGAUAAGGUGUCUCCUCCUCCCCCUUCCCCCUUCACUCUUGUCCAAUCCUCAACCAACCUCUUGGUGCAACUCUGACCCCAGCUCACCUCUGCCUUUUCUCAGAUUCUCGGUGAUAAAAGCAAAGACCAUAUGCAAACUGGCAACAACAGGUUAGCACUUGGACUACUGCAGAGAGAAAAACCAACGCUACCUCAGCUUAAUUUAUUUUAAUGCGAAAACUGUUUACUGGGUACAAAAACGCUAUUUUUUUUUCUUUUCUUUUUUCUCCCCCGAAAUACUGUUGCAACAUCUACAGUACCAUCCGAGGUACCAGAUCAGUGAAACCACAGCUGCCACAGUAAUCCAAGAGUUGUUUAUAUCUCUCCGAUUGUUCUGUAUGUUUGUAUUUGAGCCAGAUGAUGAUUGCAUACGUUUUAAGCAUAUUUCAUGGAUUGUAUAUUUAAUGCUUACGUUUCAGGUUCUUCUUAAUUUCUACAGUACCUAGUUCUGCUCCUCUUUCAUGUUAUCACCCCCACACUUUCUUAGAAGCUACGGAGAGCAUUUUCUGCCUAUUUUACACAACCAUCGCCUUCAUUAUUAUUUUUUUUUGCAGAUUUUCAUCUCAUGAUUCAGAUUAUUUAUUAUUAAACAUGUUUUACACCUAAUUUUCAGUCAAUUGUCUUUUUGUACGUUUUUGAAAUUUAACAAAUCGGGAAGCGUUGCACGUCCGUUUUAACAAUUUAGCUGAAUUGCGUAGCGUUUGUGUAGCAGUUUUAUUUUUAUUUUAUUUUUUUGGCGUGUACGGGGGAAUAAAGGGUUUACAGGUCUCUCAGGUUCAACACGCGACAACAUGCCCUUUCAACUUUUUCUAUUUAUUUCAAUGUUCUGGUGUUUUCUGUGUUAAAGCGGUUACAGUUUGUGGCAUACUGGAAGAGACUAACAUAAGGACAGAACUGAUAUUUAAAAAGUAGUGUCUAGUACAUCCCAGAAAGAGAAACAGGACCAGAUGUUGUUCACUUUGUCUCCACUUUCUGCCAAAAGAGUUAUUUUUUAUGAAUUUAGAAACGCAUAUGAAAAUAAAAUAUGGGUAGUUAAAUGUCAUACAUUGUGAUCUUCCUUUCUUAUUAUAAAUUGUAGCCAGUUUGGACUAACAACCAAUUUUUGUCUGGUAGUUGAGACUACUUAGUCCAGUAUGCAGAGGGAAAGGGUUUGUUCUAUCCUGAAUUACUUUGUUCGUCCCCAUUUCUUUCACACUUAAUUUAGUCAAGAGUUUCCAUAGCUUUGUCAAUUCUGUUUGUUUGUGUAUUUAACACACCUGUUCGCAAUGGUUACUUUAGUGUAAGUUAUAUUUGAAAUGAAACCUUUACUGUAUUUCUCAAACUGCUGUGAUAUACUUGAAUAAAAAAGGUGCAAACUGUA